CAGAAGAGCCAGGCAGGCAGAGAGUUGUUCCUAUAUUGACAACCCCGAUUGGAGAAACGAACGACGUUGGUUGCCGUACUUGAGGAGUUCAGUUCUCACUCUGGCUCCGAGCUAAACUCAUGUCCUACUCCUCAACGGCUCGCACAAACUACCCGUCUCAACUUCCCCACCCCAACAACAUUUCUACACCAUUGUUGCGUUGAUCUCUCCAGGCGUGGAAGGAGUAGUACCUCUGUGGGACGAGGUACAUACAGUACCAGAAAAAGCAGUACCUCUCCACUACCACCACCAGUAAUAAUAAUCAGCAGCAGAGUACAAGUCAGAUCACCAUCACCUCUGUAUAAUACGACUCUCAACCACUGCACUGUAGCGGUGGGAUAACAACCACCAAACCAACCAUCUCUCGUCAGUUCCCUUCUGAUGAGCCUCGUGUGUUGACUCACGAGCGGACGGUCACUUUGUAAGGACUGCUACAUAAACAGAGUCCGAUAAUAGGAGGACUUGUCUUUUAAGACAGUUUAAUAAAACGCGUGGAUAAAAAUUGUGAGGAAUUUGUACAUCACUUUUUUUUGAAGGAAGAAGAAAUCGACAAGUUGAGAUAAUGAGAUUAAUUUAGACCAGCUACACAUAUUCAUUCGGCUGAGCUGGGUGCUGCUAAAAAGUGACAAUCAAAACACAACACAGGUCUCUCUCAUCAUCAACAUUGAAACGGUUUUACUUACUUUUACCGUAACACUGUUUCUUCUGGUGUGGUCAGGAGGAAGGAAGGAAAGACGGAAGUGUAGAGAGUGGACAUAACAAUUUUUUUAGUGUGCAACUAUAUUGGUGGUUAAAUUGUCCAGUGGAUAAGAAUUGAUUCAGAGUGAGUAGAUAGUAAAUCAGCAAUUAGUUACAAUUAGCACUUGGUUCGAAAAAGACAAAAAUUACUGAAACUGAAACCGACAGUAUUUCCGUGAAAGUAUUAUCGUCAUUCUUCUCCUCCUUCUUCUCAGAAUUCAUUCACAGCAACAACUUUCCCUUACAACAAAAAUAAGAAACUGUUCUACUGGAGAAGAAGAAAGUGUUUACAUCCCGAGAAAAAAGUUAUAAUAUGACCCAACAACCACACCGAUCAGUGAACCAUUCCUGGUAUAAUUGUAAAAAUAGUAAGAAUAAUUUUUCCCGUCGAACCAUCCUCACUGGUUUGGCAGCAGGGUGUGCAGCAGAAGGAGAAGACUUAGUUUUGGUGUGAUAAGCACGUUCGGUAAAUGAAUCUCAGGACCGUUUUUCGGGUUUCUCAUGCUGACCGGGACUUAGGGAACGAGGUAUGGAGAGGAAGAGGCAGCUCUGACUUCCUGGCUCAACAUCAUCGACUUUAUCAUAGAGCAACGCUGGCUGAGAAGGAGGUGACAUCGUUGAAGGAAAAAUUGGCGACGCAGAGUGGCUCCUCGGGCGCAGCAGCAAUGGCGCCUCCACCACCAGACCAAGAGGACAGUCUCAUCUCUUCUCAGCAUGAACUCGCGGCCAAAGACAAAGAGAUUUCCAGUUUAAUAGAAAAUGUUCAAAGGCUUCAGUCCUCGCUGAACCAGAUGCGUGAGAGUAGUGCCACAAAAAUUCGGCUGUUGGAGGAUCAGUUGGAGCAGAAGCAGGACUUGAUAUCGAGACUGGAAGCUCGGCUGGAUUCCCAAAGAGAUUACGACGAAUUAAAACGAGAGCUCAUGUUAAUGAAAGGCUCACCCCUCAACGACCCAUCAAUCAACGGAGUCGAUUCCAAAGAUACCAAAGACAACAACAAGAGACCAAGUUCUCCAAUGAUGCCAGCCAGAUUUCUCUUGGGACCCGCAGCAGCCGCCCUGCCCGUGGAAGCUUUCGGGUCCAUUCUGGGCGAUGAGAUUGUUCACCAGUGGCGACGUUCUUUGGAACGAAGUCUCCUCGCCUCGUCUCCACCUGGCCUGCACCAUCAAACCCAGCAACACGGCGGGGGUCACCACCACCACAUGAACAACGCCGAGUCCCCUUCGCCCCCUCCGCCACAGGACGAGUCCCCUCACGACAGCGAGUCCAACAUGAACAUGGACAGGGAGUCCAUGCUCAACGGGUCGGUGGGGGGUGGGAAUGGGGAGGGGCGACUCCCCUUUCGCUACGAGGACUCCCUCAUCCCCAAGAGUGACCCGAUGGAGGCCAAACUGCAAGAAAUGUUGCGACACUCGAUGGACAAAUUUGGCUCCCAAUGUCUCGACACGCUGCAAAUCGCUCGCCGUGUCCGGGAACUCUUAUCCAUUCACAACAUUGGGCAACGUCUCUUUGCAAAAUACGUACUAGGCCUGUCCCAAGGAACUGUUAGUGAACUCCUUUCAAAACCAAAACCGUGGGAUAAACUGACUGAAAAGGGACGCGACUCGUACCGUAAAAUGCAUGCAUGGGCGGCAGACGACGCUUCUGUUCUGCUUCUCAAAUCACUUAUCCCCAAGAAAGGUGUUGAAGGAAAAGAUGGCAACAAUUUACCAGCCUCCUUCCGAUGUGAAGACUCUGGAGCAGAAGAUCGCAUUGCGCACAUUCUCUCAGAAGCAAAUCAGGCCCUGCAGCAGCGAAGUCACAACAUGAACAAUAGUGGGACUCAAGACUCAUUCUGUGAUGAGAGUGGGGGCUCCAAGUCACCCCUCAGCGUCAACAAUAAUGGGUGCAAUAACAAUGGGCAGUGUCCCUCCCCCCUCAGCACCUCCUCUGCCCGAGACCGCGAGCGUGAGAGGAGGAUGAGAAAGUAUGAGAAUGACGACAUCCCUCAGGAGCAAGUGGCUCGCAUUUAUCAGGAGGAAUUGGCAAAGCUGGCCGGAAUACGAUUGCCCCAUUCCUUGGAUGACCCGAGGAUACCCCGUGAGCACUAUCAGAGCUUGUUGUUCCCUCACCUCUUUGGGGGUUCCUUGUUGGAACGAGAGGACAUACGCAUGGCGUUGGAUGCCUAUCACAGGGAGUUAGCUAAAUUGGCUGCUUCAUCCACAUCCGGCUCCUCCCCUCAAUUUCCCCCGCCACAUUUCCACCCCGGUGCUCCACUCCCAAAUAUUAAUGGGCUUAGCGGUGCUCAAGAUCUGACCAUGCCGAAAAGACUUUCCCCAUUCGACACCAAAGACAAAGACGACAAGUCGGACAAGGACGAUGGGUCGGACAUUAUGCGACACGUGGGAAGUGCGUUUUCCUUGGUACGACCUAAAGGUGAGCGAGGCGACUUGAGCGUCGGUGAAUCAAACUCUGGUGCACCUUCACCCUUAAACUCAAUUCUUCCCCCGUCAAAUGCGGACGACUCUUCCAACGCUUCCCCACUGCAACGUAUGGCAUCCAUCACCAACUCCCUCAUUUCUCAGCCCACCGCUCCAUCCGUGGCAUCACCUAAUCAGAGACCUUUGAAGGCCGUGCUACCCCCAAUCACCCAGCAACAGUUCGAUCAGUAUAACAAUCUCAAUACUGAAGAUAUUGUUCGCAAGGUUAAGGAGCAACUGAGUCAAUAUUCGAUCUCUCAGAGGCUUUUCGGGGAAUCUGUUCUCGGUCUGUCGCAAGGUUCCGUCAGUGAUUUAUUGGCCAGACCCAAACCAUGGCAUAUGCUCACACAGAAGGGCAGAGAACCAUUUAUUCGUAUGAAAAUGUUUCUGGAGGAUGAGAACGCUGUCCACAAGUUGGUGGCUUCACAGUAUAAAAUUGCUCCGGAAAAAUUGAUGAGAACCGGUGGGUAUGCAGGAAAUCCAACUCCACUUACUUCCGCAAAAGUCCCUGCGAAACCGGCCGAGCUGUCGAUUAAGGUUGAAACGUCAUCUCUGCCACCGCCACCUCCACCAAUGCCCUCUACACCUCAGCAGAUCGUUCCAAACAUGGUUCAUGACUUUAUCAAGAAGUCAAACUCCUCCUCUCCUGGAAAUUCCAUUCCAAAUUCUGCUUCUCACCAUCGACCACCCCCACCAGGGCUGCAGCCUCAGCCCAGCGUGUAUGAAAUGGCAGCCCUAACCCAAGACCUGGACACGCAGCUCAUCACGACAAAAAUUAAGGAAGCCCUUCUUGCCAACAAUAUUGGGCAAAAGAUAUUUGGUGAAGCGGUGCUUGGUCUAUCGCAAGGAUCUGUGAGCGAAUUGUUGUCCAAACCAAAACCAUGGCACAUGCUGUCCAUCAAAGGAAGAGAACCAUUUAUCAGGAUGCAACUCUGGUUGGCUGAUCCCUUAAAUGUUGAGAGGUUGCAACAUUUGAAGAACGAGAGGCGUGAGGCGAAUAAGCGGAAGAGGGGACUCCCCCACUCGAACUCGCCCAUGGACGCCUACGGUUCUGGGACUCAAGGCUCGUCCGAUAACUCCAACGAUUCUCCCAACGACUCGUACAGUCCAGGAAGUAGCAAUGCUGCAGCUCCGCCAAACAAAAAGCAAAGAGUCUUAUUUUCCGAAGAGCAAAAAGAAGCUUUAAAACUCGCAUUUGCUCUGGAUCCAUACCCAAAUAUUGCAGCUAUUGAAUUUUUGGCCCGUGAGCUGGCACUUUCCUCUAGAACAAUCACAAAUUGGUUCCACAAUCAUCGAAUGCGAUUAAAGCAGCAGACUUCGUCCCCCUUAGUUCAAGAAGCUUCUCAGCCGUUUGAUCCUGUUCAAUUCCGGCUACUUUUGCAUCAGAGGUUACUGGAGUUGCACAAGGAUAAGUUCCCAAUGUUUUCAUUUAUGGGACAACAGUCCGACCAGUCUAUUGAGGAAGGCCUAGAUCUCACAGUUAGUAACACGGCAUCAAGGGUGCACUCAGACGAUGACUUUUUCGAAGAGGAAGAUGAAGACGAUGACAAUGAGGGAAGUGUUGCAAGUGAGGAUUCGUGCGCAUCUAAUUCAAGCAGAACGCUUCACCGCAAAAGAAAGUCAUUAUCCUUGUCAAUGAACUCGCUACCCGAAAAGUCCAUGUCCGCAGGAGGUAAGCACGGAGUAGCUCCUGGUUCUGGUUCUUCCCGUCGGAAGCCCGUUGCCCCACAAUGGUUCAACCCCUCAUGGCAUGACGACUCUGACGAUGAGGAAGUUAUCAACGGUGUCUGUGUGUUUCAAAACGCGAUAAACUACAGUGGCAACAAGGAAAGGCCUGAACCAAACUCACCGUCCGAGGCUGUCAAGCCGAAAUACGUCGAUUCUCGUGAAGGCUCAAUUGUUGGUGGUAAAAGUGACGAAGAGGAAUCUCAUGAACCUCAAGAAGCGAAAGUGAAAGCAGAAAAGGAAAGUACUCCGGAACAGAAAGACAUUAUUCCAGGUGCUCAUGCCGCCACCGUCGCCGCCGUCGCCGCCGCCGACGACGACGAGGAAGAAGAAGAUGGCGACAAGGAGGAAAAACGAGAGCAAGUCCAGCUAAAGGAGGAAGUCGAGAGCGAUGAUGAAAAUGGGGAUUAAAUUUCUAAGACUGCUGUUGAUAGUUACCCGAGUCUGGCCCCUAUAAUAUUGAAUUACCCCAAAAAUAGCCACACACCUUCACACACACCUGCACACACUCAAAGAAGAAGAAGACAAAGACAAUUUUUUGUGUAAGGGCAUGAUUCCCGUGGCCAGGUCAUCUUGAUGGCAACUGCAACAAAAAGAGUACUAAGAUAAUUUAUAAGUGUGUGGGGAGAAAGAAAGUAAAAAUUUGUGCAAUGUAAAUGCAAUUAUUCCCGUGAAUCUCUACACCUUGGUAUAUACAAUAUACAUACAUAAUAUAUCAUACCCUUUGUAACUACUACCUUUAUAUUGACAAAUUAAUGCAGUUUUAUUACUACAAUGUUAUGCAAGUUUUUCACUUUCAAAGUACUAAUAGGCGUAUGUAUACGUAGUGUAUGUGUAGUGUAAAACACGCCUGUAUGUACUGUUGAGACGAGACGAUGCUCGAUUUGGAGGUGAAGGUAGAGAGUCAAUUUGCUAGUAUUAAGUUAUUACAUUAAUCGGUCUGCUUGUUAUUAUUAUGAACCACACGACUUCAUUGAUUACGAUACAAUGGAAUCUAAUUUUGUGAUAUUCAUGACUUUACCCAGUUAUAUGUUAGUUUACAGGACUAGUAGUAGCAGUAGAAGUAGUGAGUCGUCUCUGUAUCAGGCUUUACAGUACACGUCGACGUCGUCGUCCAGAAUUCCUGGGGUCGUGACAUUGCGUAUGCGGAGUAGUUGACGUGGAAUGGAAUCGUCAAGUUUUUUACUUGAAAAGUUACGAUUAUUAUUAUUAGCAUUAUUAUUAUUAUUAUUAGCAAACCUUAACUAUGACUAUCACCUCUUGCGGUUAUCAGUAUAAUGGAGUUAUAGAGAUCGUCAUAUACAUACAGCCGCUUAAUGAUGUAUACUGCUAAAAAUUACCAAGUUACGAAAGUUAUCCAUUUGAUGAACCAAGUGUACACAAACACACAUGAAGUUACCCAUAUUGCAUCGGUGUCAACGGUGUCCAGUCCAAUCUCAGCUCCACGGUGUUCGCUCACAGUUGUAAUCUUUAUUUAAUUCUACACUUGUCCUCCUCUUGUGUGUAUAUGUAGCCACUUGAUAACCUAAGGUCAGUAAUUCGCUCGGUGUCAACAUGUCCGUCGUCGUUGUCAUCCUCAACUCAUAGGAAUUUUCAGCUCCUUCUUGUCUUCCUGCCUUUUCUGUUCUGAAUUAUUGGUAAUUAAUUACGUAGCACCAACACACGUGGCGAUUUAAACAGAUACAAAUGUACUCUUCGAAACGAGACGAAACCCCAUUUUCUAAUUAUUCUCUUACUUAUCUUAUCGCAUACUUGCUGCUAUACGCAACCCUCCAUCUCUUUAUCCCCCAUUGGAGAGAUUCCAUUUAUACAAAAAAAACUAUACUCGCCUCUCGACACGGUCACAAUUCGACUCUUUCAACCAAAAAGAGGUUUUUCUUUACCGUAUAAAACUGUCUAAUUCUCUAAAACUUAAAAAUACUCAGGCCUGAAUUGUGAGCCGUUCCAUUGAAAAUUACAUGUAAUACUCUUAUCAUAAAAGUAUAUUUUUCAUAAGCGGAUGAUCUAAACUCACUCCCAAUUAAAUUAACUUCGGUGUCAGUUAAGUAGUUAUUUAUUAUAAUGCGUGAAUUUGGAUAGCUAAUCAUUCAGUGCACUCUGUGUUUUAAUACCGUUAUCAUUAUUGUCUUGGUGGUUGGUUAUACAUAGAAUAAUACGAAUUUCGAAAUACUCAAUAUGCAUAAAUAUGCUGCUAAAUACAUCAUUAUUUGUACUCAGAAAGUGCGAGUAAUGAAGUGUUUCAGUAAUAUUCAGCUUUCUCCAAGUCAUGAAUUUUACUUCAAAAUUACUCGUAAAACAUUUCCAAAACUGCACUUUGCCUUUGGUCACUUUAAAGAAACUUACUUUCACCAAAUUGUUCACCAAUUGACCUUCUUCCCAGCCCAGUCUUCCUCUUUUCCCCCCGUCUUCAUUUCAUUAUCAGAAUAAUGACAAUUACAGCUUUAACUUUUAUCAUGACCGGUGAAUUUCGUUUAAGAGAAAAAAAGUGACGCUGUACCCUGUACCUGUUGUACCACUAAUAAAAUUAGUACAUUUGUCAAAAAAUCACCUGCACAGACAACCAACUCAAUAAUACCAAGAAGAAGAAAGAGUCUUGUACUUUCCAAAUUUUAGGAGAAUAAAAAUCUCCUUAUUCAUUGUUCGUCUUGUAUCUUACACGCUCUAAAAAUAUGUGUUGAGACUGUCAUCAAGCACGGAAAGGUCGUGAUUAUAUUCACUUAAUGGUAGCAAUUUAUGGCUUUACAGUUCGGAAUCGAAUAAUUAAAUUAAAUGAGUGCAUGCAUGCAUCCCAUGCAGAAAGAAGUGCGAAGGAUCGCAAUUUACUUACAUACUUAGCUGUAUGAGAAACAGUAGUGCUAAACUUACUUUAAGUUGUAAUGGUUUUAAUGAAUGGACACAAAAUCACGUGGAUGUAGGUGUAAGCUUACGUAGGAGGAGGAGGAGGAUAGAGUAGCAAUUAUAAAUUUUAUUUUUCAUAUCCUUUUAUUUAUUGCUGUGCUUAUUACGUAAAUAUGUAGUACCAUUUUAUAUAUUGCUAGUUCAUACACAUUUUUAGCUACUAGUUACAUACAUACAUUUAUAAGUAAAAUGCAUAUUUACACAUGUGUAGCUUGUAGCUUUAUUUAAUUUUACCUCGUAUUGUAUCAUUGUUUUAAGCUUUUUUGUGAAUUAUUGAAUAUUUUUUCUCGGUGUUUUAGUACAAGUACCCACCAUGCAUUUUACAUGUUAUGUAAAAACAAUAGCAUAAUUAUUUGAUUUUAUAUCGUUAUAUUAUUAUUUCGAAAUACAUACGUUCAACGCCGUCUUGUAUAACCAAUCAGUUGAUGAUAAACGAAAUGAUAUAAUCUUGUAUUGAAAUACAACUUGCCACAAUGCAAUUUUAAAAGAAAAAUUCAGACUUGUUUGCUAUUUUUUUUUAUUUGUCGCUUUUUCAUAUUAUUUUUAGUAACUUUUCAUUUGCUCAAUAACCUUGUACAGGAAAAAAGAAACUCUUUUUUUCAACGUGUUGGUCUUCGAAUUACGCAUCGUUUUAUAUGGAUUUUUAGGUCCCACGAAGCAAUUAUUAGGUUUCUGCAUGAAUGGAUUACGUAUUUAGGAAUAAUUACGAAACGAGCAUGAAUGAAGGAGUUUGGGACAAAAAAAGAGAGGACUUCUGGACCAGCCGUAUGAUAGUCAAGAUGAUAAUUAAUUAGUAAGUCUUGUUAUAAUUACACAAUAAAUCUCUCUUUACAUACAUAAUAUUCGUUUUCAAUGUAAAUACAUACGCGCUCACAAUCCCAGCACAGAGUCUGUUGUAAACCCAAAUUGGUACUUUUUAUGUCUAUACACUUCGGAUGUGCUUAAAUAUAUAGAUUCAAUAAAAUAAUGGAUAUGAUACAAUUUUUUGGGGGAAUUUCUCUACGAUACAAAAAAUUCUGAGGAUGAGACAAAGGAUAAAUUUUGAUUUUGUAUUAAGAUAUCACAAUAGUUUGUACAGUAAAGAUUUUGUAUGAAUGUUAAUUUUUAAGUACAACACUGACUGCCCGAACUGGAUGAUGAUACAAUAUGAAAUCUAGAAACGAUGAGAUUACUUUUUGCUAUAUCAGCAGCGUGCGGUAUUCACCGGAAAAAAUUAACCAAUCUUCAUAAUUACCCAACAAAAAAACGAACGAUUAAAAUUAUCGCAUUAUAUGCAUUAAAUUAGUUGACAUGCAUACAUAAGUGGUAACAUAUACAUACAUACCUAUGACAUUUAGAUGAUCUUUACAUUUCCACUAGAUAAGAAUCACCUUAACUUCAUAGAAAUUUCAUAUCAUGCAAUCAUUCAUGCAAUUUUCUAAACUAUACACUAAUUUCUCUGUUGUUUUUUCUUGACCUAAAUUUACCUAGUUGUAUAGGUAUUAAUUAAUUAUAAAUGUUUGAGAUUAACACUUAAUGUAAAUAUCUAAUAGUUUACAUGGUUAUAAUACGUAACAAUAUUAACGCCAUUGUUAAUACUAGCGUAGAACAAUAAUCAAUCAAAUUUGUGUGAAACUUAAGAAAUGAAGGAACUGAUGAUGUCACGUCACACACACUCAUGUUCAGUGCAAAUAAAAUACGUCAAAUCAAA
Molecule: messenger RNA, 9546 nt
Organism: Folsomia candida
Lineage: Eukaryota; Metazoa; Arthropoda; Collembola; Entomobryomorpha; Isotomidae
Gene: cut
Product: homeobox protein cut
Exons: 21
Coding region: 1248-5369 (1373 amino acids)
Biological process (GO): regulation of DNA-templated transcription
Molecular function (GO): DNA-binding transcription factor activity, RNA polymerase II-specific; DNA binding
Source: RefSeq, a predicted model, not a curated record